Messenger RNA from Lycium ferocissimum, 896 nucleotides. RefSeq lists its product as uncharacterized. Gene Ontology annotation, cellular component: mitochondrial ribosome; mitochondrial large ribosomal subunit. The transcript has a single exon. Lineage: Eukaryota; Viridiplantae; Streptophyta; Magnoliopsida; Solanales; Solanaceae. The record is from RefSeq and is a predicted model, not a curated record. Bases 139 to 855 code for a protein of 238 amino acids.
ACUUGGCCCAAUCGAAUAAGGGUUUUCGAGGGGGGUUUCCAAUUACAUCGUCACUUCCAUCAGUGUUGCUUACACAUUAGGUUUUUCCUUGCAUUCCCAGAUUCCAUUCAUCCUAAAUUACUCAGUUCAUCAAUUAAGAUGAUGCGAUUAACAGAAAUGGCAAAAUCCAAACCCUUAAGCUCAACCCUAGCUCACCAAUUCACACAAAAAUGCUUCGUUAGUCGAACAGCAAAAGGAAAAGGCAAAGCAGGACAGAUACUAAAAAGAUCAAAAGUAACAACCAAGAAAGGAGCAGAAGUUGCUAAAAAAGAACCAAUAAGAAGAAAAUCCGAAUUCGAUGAAAUGGUUGAAGAUUGUUUAUCUUCAACUUCACCAGUUAGAUCAUUAAAGCCCAAAGAAAAAGCCCGUGAAGAAGAAAGAGAGAAAAUGGGUUUAAUUAGCAAAGCAAAAGAUGAAGAGAAGAAAAAAAUGAACAAAAUGAAGAAAGAAUUUGCUAAACCAUGGCCAAUUGGACCACCUGGUUUGGAUUUAAUUUCACUUGGGCUUGUUGAUAUCGAAAAGGUUCCGAAAUAUGAGUUGACUGUUGAAGAUGGAAGGAAGCUUGCGAAAGAGUAUAGUAGAGUUUUAAUGAGGAAGCAUAGGCAAAGACAGGCUGCUGAGACUACAUUGUUGAGCUUAAAGAAAGAGGCGAUUGAGGCGUUGCCGGAUAAUUUGAAAGAAGCUGCAUUGGUGCCUGAUUUGACACCGUUUCCUGUGAAUCGAUUUAUGGCUACUUUGACACCGCCGAUUGAAGGUUAUCUUGAGAAAGUUAUGGAGGCAGCUAAGAAGAGUUCUGCAAAGGAGAAGCUUAGAUGAUUUUGAGGGGUAAGGUGAUAUUGUAAUGUUAUCUUGUUUUU